CCACUGUCUUCUUGUUCGUCAGCCAGUCGGGGAGGGCAGCUCUCUGCCUGGCUGAUGGUUCUGGGGCCUAGCUCGCUCUCUGCUGAAUGAAUUCCCCUGGAAGAUGGAUCAUGGUGGGCUUCUGGCUGGCUUGGUACUCGUUGUCCUUCUUCCUCAAGUGUGUUCCUUCAAGAUAAAUGUUGAGGAAAUGGAAGACAGUGUAUCAUUGCUUUGCAAUACCACUAUUAGUUGGAUUGAGGGCACAGAGGGAACACUGAUGGAAGACAAUAAAAGACUGAAUUUGGGAAAACGCAUCUUGGACCCACGAGGACAAUAUUUAUGUGGCAAACAUGGUUCAGACAACGACGGCUAUGUCUUGCAAGUGUAUUACCGAAUGUGCCAGAACUGUGUGGAGCUGGACUCGGCCACCCUGGCUGGCAUCAUCAUCACUGAUAUCAUUGCCACCCUGCUUCUCGCUCUGGGAGUCUACUGCUUUUCUGGACAUGAGACUGGAAGGAUCUCUGGGACUACAGACACUCAAACUCUAUUGAGCAAUGACCAGCUCUAUCAGCCCCUUCGAGAUCGGGAUGAUGCUCAGUACAGCCGUAUUGGAGGAAACUGGCCUCGGAACAAAUGACUCCCAGAUUGGUGCCUUUUGAAGAUGUCAUUUAUCAACUUUUCCUCAUUGCUCAGGCAAUAAAGAUGUCCUCUUUCAUUCA
Molecule: messenger RNA, 698 nt
Organism: Ochotona curzoniae (black-lipped pika)
Lineage: Eukaryota; Metazoa; Chordata; Mammalia; Lagomorpha; Ochotonidae
Gene: CD3D
Product: CD3d molecule
Exons: 5
Coding region: 104-616 (170 amino acids)
Biological process (GO): positive thymic T cell selection; cell surface receptor signaling pathway
Cellular component (GO): external side of plasma membrane; membrane; alpha-beta T cell receptor complex
Molecular function (GO): transmembrane signaling receptor activity
Source: RefSeq, a predicted model, not a curated record